GCAAGUUUAUUAAUGACAAUAUCAUUGCCAAUAUAGGCUACAUGAGAAUUUCCUUCUCUGUGUACAUUAACAUGAAGGCCUCCAAGAGUUCCUGAGACAGUGAGCUUCGUAGCCCAUUUUAAUGCAGAGAAGCUCUGCUCACAUGCAACUUGAGUGCUUGAAAGGGUCAGUAGAAAGUUAUGGCUCCAUAUAUGACAACCCACUAUCCUCCUCAACUGUCUGUGUCACCUCUCUGCGCCGCAUGUGUGGGAAUGCGCGGUGUGAGAACCAGAUUAACUAAAGAAAGUUACACUGUUAUUGUUGUGGAGAUAAAGCGUGAGUUGUGGCUAAACAGCAAGACUUGGUUUCUGUUCAUCAAUAAAGCUUCACUGAAGUGUAAAGCAAGUGUCCGAUUCUUACAAUAUAUUACACUUUUAAAUUCUGUAUAUAUAGUUUUUUCCAUCUUGAAACUGGAUAUUUGUGACAGAUACGUGUUUAAAUUAUGCCCAUGACCCAAGUGGCCCAAACCGAGAUUGACAUGGGCUAGCCCAUCGGAAAAACUUCUGAAUGUCCCGAUUAGCCACUCAGGCGCUCUGAAGUUUUCUGAAGGCCUUGUGAGUUACUCAAAAUUGUGCAGCCAAUGGAAGUUUCUGAAAUACUGCAGAACUUUCCGCUCCCUAAUGUCAAAUUUUCAAGAAUGCAUCACGAUACGGAAGUAAUCGUGGAAAAAUAUUAUGCUGUGUAAUUGUUAUAAUGAAGGUUUUAAUUGAGUGAUCAUUAUAAUGUACAUGUCGUUGUAAUAAGUUCUGACAUAAAGACAAACCAGUACUGGAGGGACUUUACAGACGUUCUUUGUUAAUGGACACUAAAACUGCCCAGCCCUGUCUCUGGCCACAUUAAUGACACGCGCUCAAUUUAACAUCUACCAGCUCCACUCGCAAGUAAAUUUCUUUGUGGCGUUUAGCCCAGUAAACAAGCGGUAUGAGUGUCAUUUUUGUUAUUCCUGUUUGUUGUUGUUGUUUUGUUUUGUUUGUUUGUCUGUUUUUUUUCUCACGCAGCCUUUAUCCAGGUUAAUAUUCUGGUAGACAAUAAGUGGGAUUCACUGCUAAGUAACACAAUCAUCUUCAGCGAAUACCCAGAAUAUUCUUUGCAAGAGCGCGGUCACAAACGGUUAGUGCCUUAAUGUGCUCGCGCACGACACCUAAGCGUCACAACACUUCUCUCCUCUGAUUCGUUUAGCUGUUGGACUUUACGGAAGUAAUGGAACUGGAGUUUUUCCGGUGUGAUGCUACGAAUACGACACAGAAAAUGCAGACAGAUCAUGAUACAUUGGUUAAACAGGACUUGGUGAAAACUCCUGGGACAGUUCGUGUCCUUGUUGGAGUAACUGGUAGCGUGGCAGCUGUGAAGCUGCCUAUUCUAGUCACAGAGCUUCUUCAGCUAUCUGGGGUGGAUGUGAGAGUGGUCACUACGGAACACGCCAAGCAUUUCUACAAUGCUGCAAACGUGCCAGUAAAAAUCUACAGUGAAAAGGAUGAGUGGGAGAUGUGGACACAGAUGUCUGACCCUGUGCUGCACAUUGAACUCAGGCGCUGGGCUGACCUACUUGUCAUUGCCCCACUGGAUGCCAACACUCUUGGAAAAAUUGCAAAUGGAAUUUGUGACAACUUACUUACUUGUGUGGUAAGAGCCUGGGACACGAGUCGACCCCUCCUUUUCUGCACUGCCAUGAAUACGUUCAUGUGGCAGCAUCCCAUUUCAGCCCAGCAGGUAUCCAGGCUUAGAGAGUUUGGAUAUGUGGAAAUCCCCUGUGUUUCUAAGAAGCUAGCAUGUGGAGAUGAAGGUAAAGGUGGCAUGGCAGAGGUGUCCACCAUCGUCAGUGCUGUCAGACAGUACCUUCACAAACCAGAUGAGUCGUCUGAGUAGAGAUGGACGUCAAUAGGAGAGGACUGGUUAUUUCGACCUCUUUC
Cynoglossus semilaevis (tongue sole) is the source of this 1949-nucleotide messenger RNA. It is a transcript of the gene ppcdc, whose product is annotated as phosphopantothenoylcysteine decarboxylase. Gene Ontology annotation, cellular component: phosphopantothenoylcysteine decarboxylase complex. Gene Ontology annotation, biological process: coenzyme A biosynthetic process. The coding region runs from base 1240 to 1905 and encodes 221 amino acids. The record is from RefSeq and is a predicted model, not a curated record. Gene Ontology annotation, molecular function: FMN binding; phosphopantothenoylcysteine decarboxylase activity. Lineage: Eukaryota; Metazoa; Chordata; Actinopteri; Pleuronectiformes; Cynoglossidae. The transcript is spliced from 5 exons.